AUGGCAUCCACCGCUGCAGGCACAUCAAAGAACGCGCACGGGCCUCUCCGCGACAGGGCCGCAGAGCGCACAGAGGCGGAGUGGGAGACCAUCUAUGCGGCCCGCAAGGCCCGUAAGGAGAAGCACCGUGCCCGUGCUGCUGGCGUGAUCGAUCGGCGCAACCCACGCUGCCGCCGCUACUGGAUGGUCCUCUCCUACGAGGGCGGCGGCUUCCACGGCUGGCAGAAGCAGGAGCUGGCUGACGGCCCGCUGAGGACUGUCGAGGGCGUGCUGGAGGAGCGGCUGCGGCCGGUGCUCGCGCAGCGGGUCAAGUUUUGGCCGGCGGGCCGCACCGAUGCCGGCGUCUCGGCGCGCGGGCAGGUGGCGCAGUUCGACGCCGUCCUGCCCGAGUCGACGGCGCUGACUGCUCUCACCGGCGCCGUCAACGCGGCCUUGCCUCCCGACGUGCGCUGCCUGUCGCUUGCGCUGGCGCGCGGCGAAAUGGGCUCGUCGCCAAUCGCGGCUGCGCGCAAGGGCUCGUCGACGAGCGCGUGCCUGUGGAAGCGAUAUGUGUACCGCGUGGAAGGCGAGCCUGCUGCGGUGCUCGCCGCCUGCCGGAGGGUCUGCCAAGAGGCGCGAGGCAGCGGCGAGGGCGGCGUGGGGGAGGACAGGGCCGGUGGCGGCGAGGGAGGGUGCGGGACCGUCGACGUCGAGGCGAUGCGUCGCGCAGGCGCGUUGCUCGAGGGGAGGCGCGACUUUGCAUCCUUCCAGAGCAAAGGCGGCCGCAGCACCACGGUGCGCACGCUGCACCGCUGCGACGUGCGCUGGUGCGAGGGCGAGGGGCUCGCCAUCACCCUCGAGGGAGACGGUUUCCUGUACAACAUGGCGAGGAUCGUCGCGGGCACGCUCCUGCAGGCCGCCGCCAACAACCCCUCCUCCUCACAGAGACACACCGCACAGCCGCCCCCGCUCGCGCCAUCUUGCCGCCACUCGGGACUCGACUCCGCGCAGGUCGGCGUCGGGUGCAGGAGCGCGAGCAGCGUCGAGCAAUACGAGCGGCCGUGGGGCGGGGAGCGCGGGGCCAGUCGAGAGGAGGCGGCUGGGCAAGACGACGUCGUCGUCGACGAGGCGUCCUGA
Messenger RNA from Emiliania huxleyi CCMP1516, 1116 nucleotides. RefSeq lists its product as hypothetical. The transcript has 5 exons. NCBI's taxonomy places the organism in Eukaryota, Haptophyta, Isochrysidales, Noelaerhabdaceae. Gene Ontology annotation, molecular function: pseudouridine synthase activity; RNA binding. Gene Ontology annotation, biological process: tRNA pseudouridine synthesis. The record is from RefSeq and is a predicted model, not a curated record. Bases 1 to 1116 code for a protein of 371 amino acids.